Cladocopium goreaui is the source of this 1998-nucleotide messenger RNA. The record is from the annotation of a GenBank genome assembly. Lineage: Eukaryota; Dinophyceae; Suessiales; Symbiodiniaceae.
AUGCCGGGCGGUGACGACGAAACGCUUGGUGCUGAAAAAGGAAAGUUAGAGAUGUUCGAUGGCACACAGCCAUCGGGCUACCGGAAAUGGAAGAGAAGAGCUCAGUUGAUGCUGGCCAGCCUACCUUCCACUAUCAGCGAAAAGAAGUAUGGCCCAAAGCUGAUGAGUUUCAUAGGUGGUGAAGCAGAAUCCUUGUUGGAACACAUUGACAUAGGGAAGAUCUGCAGCGAGGGAGGAGACAAAUUGAUCUGGGAAGCUCUGGACGAGAAGUACGGGCCCCAACAAAUUGAUCUCUUGCAAGACUCUCUCAAAGGAUUUUUCUACGAGUUGUCUGUGAAGCAAGGAGAAAGUUUUCGUCAGUUCGCAGCACGAUUUGCAGCAGCACGCCGCAAGCUUGAAGAACAAGAUGUCAAGCUACCGAAGGUAGUGCUGGGGUUCAUGCUGAUGAAGAAACUGCGAUUAGAUCCUCACGAGGAGUCUAUGCUGCUUACAACCACGGGUGGCAAUCUGGAACUUGAGAGAGUGGAGAAGGCGGUUCAGGCAGUUUUUCCGGAAGGAAAAGGACAUGCAACAAAAGGGAGCACCAAGGAAGUGUUCCAAGCAGACGCACCAAGUGAGAAUGACAAUCAUGAUGAAGAAGAAUUACAACAAGCCAUGGAACUGAUGGCUGAAGAGAUUCAGUCAAGAUCAGAAUGGGAUGAAGAGGAUAUCCUGGAAGCCUUCGAAAGUUACAGCGAGAUUCGAAAGAAAAUUGCUGAACAAAAGAAAGGUCGUGGAUUUUAUCCCAAACCAGCCAUGGACAAGACCAGCAAGCAAGAAGGGUGGAACUUCUCUGGGUCCAUCAAAGGACGCAUCGAACAGCUCAAAAGCAGAACGCGAUGCCACAGAUGCAAGAAAUUUGGGCAUUGGAAAAAGGAAUGUCCAUUGCUCGUCUCUGCGCAGGCAUCAUCAUCAGGAAGUACAGGCAAGGAAGUCAUGAUCAUCGAGAAUGGUGAUGAUCCAGCUGUGAAGCAAAUCUGGGAAUCCUUCAUCACUGAGGAUUAUGCCAAGACCAAUCAGUGGGGGGAAGAUUUGCCCAACGAUGUGAGGAACCAGGGGAACGCAGACAGCCAUUCCACCGGAAACCGGCAGCGCUCAGAUGAGCCAUCGGUGGUGUGUCACGUCGAGAGGAGGUGGCAGCCAUGUGAAGUUUUUCAGGGAGAAGUCCUACUGAGUGACGGCUUAGAUUCUCAGCUUGCAAUUUGUGGAGUGCCGGACACAGCUUGUAGGAGGACCUUGGUUGGUAAAGAUACUUUAGCUAUGAUUGAAUCUGAAUUGAACAGGUUGAAGUAUCUAGAGCUGACUUGGUUCAAGAAGCCCCUACAAGCACCGAUCAAGAAAAUGAGUGGAUAUGUCAGUCCAGCGAUGUGCAGCGAGGGGAUCAGUUCCGAGGUACAGCGGAUGCUCCAGGAGAUGCAGAUGGAGGAGAAGGUCGCAACGAUCAAGAGCAUCGAUCAGCACCAGGACGAAGAGACGGACUUCAUGGGCAACCCUGUGAGCCAAAGCACCAUCAUGACCAUCGGCAAGUACAAAGGAAGAGCCUUUGCAGACAUCUAUCGCGAGGAGAAGGAUUACGUGAAGUGGGUGAGAACUCAUGUGAACAGCAAGGGCAGUCAAGACAUGAUGAAAAAGCUCAGGAUCUUCGUGGAAUUCACAGAUGCCAGCAAGAUUCGCCGUGUCAAACAGAACACCAAGGAGACCCAGGGUCCAAUUCCACCAGUCAAUCUGAGUCCAGCAGUUCGCGGCAAGGCAAAGACUCGUCCACUGGAACCUUCAGACGAGGACAUGGACUGGGAGACCAUUCCCGUGACAGAGAAGGGACAGCUCAUCGACAUGAAGUGGAACGAAAUGACUCAGAAGCUGUGGAAGAAGGAUCUUCUGGACAAACAGAACAUGGUAAUUCAGAUGGCCAAGAAUCCGAAGACCAUGAAGAUGAUGAUGGAAAUGUUUCAAAACUGA